Molecule: messenger RNA, 1212 nt
Organism: Homarus americanus (American lobster)
Lineage: Eukaryota; Metazoa; Arthropoda; Malacostraca; Decapoda; Nephropidae
Product: C-reactive protein 1.4-like
Exons: 7
Coding region: 152-943 (263 amino acids)
Source: RefSeq, a predicted model, not a curated record
CAGAUGGCGGUCAGUUGUGGUCAGCUCCUGGACAACAGCACACGUUGUUUGGUGUUUACAGAAGGUUCUGCUCCAUUACGUCACCUUCAUCUACUUAUCAAGAUGUAUUAACUGUUCAGGACUCUUCUGACGAAAACAACUGCAGACCACAAUGGAAGGAAGCAGACGGAGGCGUGAUGGUGUGUGGCUGUUGCUGGUGGCGGUGAUGAUGGUGGCGGCUGGGGAAACUGAGGAGCAACUUGGCCGUAUCUCGACACAGCCUUGCCUGCGAAACAGACUACCAAAGUUACUGUUGAACCAGACGGGGUACGUAGAGUACUCUGAGUACGUGGCUGAGGUGCCGCCCCUCACAGCCUUCACUAUGCACUACUGGUUUAACCUCCUGUCCACCGUCCGCACCGCCACCACCUUCAACUAUGGCUUGAAUGAGCUGAGCACCAACAACAAUCUGACGGUGCAGCUGGUGCAAGGGAACCCCCAACACUGGACGCUGCAGAUUAACGAUCAUCUGGUGAGUCGCGUGGUGUCGCCCCUCGUCAGAGUGGGUGAAUGGCACCACAUGCUCCACUCCUGGGACUCAUCCACCGGCCAGUGGAGCGUUUUCAUGGACGGCAAGAUCCUAUCUUUUGGGUUAAAUCCAAUGAGUGUGGGAAUGGUGGUUCCUGGAGGAGGUGUACCUGUGUCAGGGCAGCGCCAGAACACAGCACUAGCAGCGGGAAUGGAUCAGGGGGAAGGUUUAGAGGGCUGGUUCACCCUCUUCCAGCUGUCGGCAAGGCCUCUCCUUAACCCAAACUCCCCCAACACCGCCUUCGCCGUUACCUCCCUAGCUUCGGGCUGCUCCAUAGACCUAGGAGGUGACGUAAUCAGCUGGAGGGGGACGCCAAGAAGGGGCUACGGGGGCGUCAUGGAAACCCCCGGCCGGGAGAUCUGUGGUCACUUCUAGUAGUGUGUUAGGCAGGUGUCCUCGAGGACAUCGCAACACCGGAUAUCUUUAUACGGAUUUUGAAUAAUAAAAGAUAACAGAAACAUGGAAGGUUUUCCAUGUCAACACAGGUCUCCGUCAGAACAUCGCCUUCUUCACUGGGUUGAAUUAAUUGAGUUAGCGUGUCAUCAAUACAUCGUAUUUUUAAUGUAUAACAGUUAAAGCAAAAAGAAAAUGGUGAAAAUAAAAGUUAUAUAGUUGUAGUUACUGAUUAAAGAGGGACAUGAAAA